Selaginella moellendorffii is the source of this 2052-nucleotide messenger RNA. Its product is annotated as protein NUCLEAR FUSION DEFECTIVE 4. Lineage: Eukaryota; Viridiplantae; Streptophyta; Lycopodiopsida; Selaginellales; Selaginellaceae. The transcript has 3 exons. Gene Ontology annotation, cellular component: membrane. Bases 10 to 1800 code for a protein of 596 amino acids. The record is from RefSeq and is a predicted model, not a curated record.
UUUCAAACCAUGGAUCGGGGAGGGGAUCCCCUUCGCCGAGCGCGCAAUGGCGGUGGCAUUUGGCGGAGCCGCUGGCUGGUUCUUGUGGCGUCGAUGUGGCUCCAGGCGUGCGGCGGAGUGGGAUACAUCUAUGGGAGCUACUCGCCCGUGAUCAAGGCCAGGCUCCACUACAACCAGAGGCAGAUGAACACGCUCGCAGUCGCCAAGAACAUUGGCGGCAGCGUCGGGAUCUUUGCUGGAUCUCUGUCGACGGUGCUCCCUCCCUGGGGGCUCAUCUUGCUCGGGGGAUUCCAAAAUCUCGUCGGCUAUGGUGGAAUCUGGCUGCUCGUCACGAGCUUAGCUCUUCCUUCGCCGCUUUGGCUGAUGUGCGUGCUCAUUAUGAUCGGUACUAACGAAGAAUCAUACUUCAACACCGUCUCUCUCGUCUCGGCGGUACGUAACUUCCCCAGGAACAGGGGCCCGGUGGUGGGAAUUCUCAAAGGAUUUAGCGGGCUGUGUGGAGCAAUCUUCACGCUGGCCUAUGGAGCGCUGCUGGCUCCACACCAGGAGGCAUUCAUCCUUCUCGUGGCCGUGACACCGAUUAUUGUGGGUGUGAUUGUCAUGCCGAUCAUCCGGCCUUUGGAGAGCUCCGGGAUCACGCAAGACACCAAGGAUGAAUCGGAGAACAUGGGAUUUAUCUACAACCUGUGCCUGUUAAUCGCUGCUUAUCUCCUAGUGGUGCUGCUGAUCAUCGACUUGCUGGACGUGAGCAAGCUCGUGACUGGGAUUUUUUAUCUGGGAUUGCUGCUGCUUUUGGUUUUCCCGCUGGUUAUACCACUCAAGCUCGAGUUCUUCAAAGGUGGCGCUGACGCAAAGCUUGUGGAGCCGCUGAUUCCAGAGGCAGCAGGAUCAAGCGAUAGCAACAAGUCGGCGGGCUACGAGUCCUCCUUCAGUGAGCUAGAGGACGAGAAGCGAGCAUCGAGAAGCCUUCCGGAGCCGCUUUUCAAACUGAAGCUGGCGAGAAUGCGCUCGGAUCUUUACAAAGCUGUUGCCGAGGGAGCUGUGAAGGUGAAGAGAAGACAAGGGCCUCGUCGCGGAGAGGAUUUCACGCUAAGGCAAGCUCUCAUGAAAGCUGACUUUCUUCUUAUGUUUGGAAUACUCUUCUGUGGUUGUGGCUCCGGCUUGACAGCCAUAGACAACCUUGGACAAAUGGGACAGGCACAAGGCUAUGAGAACGCUCAUAUGUUUGUCUCGAUGAUAAGCAUAUGGAACUUUCUGGGAAGAGUUGCUGGAGGCUUCGUUUCGGAGUGGAUUGUCAGAGCUCACGCGUAUCCAAGACCAUGCGUGCUAGCUGUGGCUCAGCUGGUAAUGGCUGUGGGUCUUUUAUUCUAUGCCAUGGCCUGGCCAUUCUCACUUUACAUCGGAUCCUUGCUGGUGGGACUGAGUUACGGCGUGCACUGGGCAGCUGUGCCGUCGGCAGUGUCUGAGCUCUUCGGUCUCAAAAACUUUGGCAGCUUCUACAACUUUCUCACCAUCGCAAGUCCACUGGCAACCAUCCUCUUUUCGGGAGUCCUUGCCGGGACCAUUUACGAUCGCGAAGCCGCCAAACAACUCAAUGCAGGUGAGAGUGGCGCCAAUGGUUUGCUGUGCAAGGGAGCCGUGUGUUUCAGGCUCACGUUUCUUAUCCUCAUGGGAGUCUGUAUCUUCGGUUCCGGGCUUUGUAUGCUCUUGGUGAAGAGGACAGUGCCGGUUUACGCUGCAUUAUAUGGGAAACAGCAGGAACAGGGUGAAAACAUGAAAUCGAUUCCCGAGGAACCUUAAGUUUGGACAGUAUCGGUUACGUUCAUAUACCAAUCUGGCUAAAAGAUGGAUAUGGUGCUCGGUUACGCUGGACUAACUGGAAAGCAGCAAGAACCUUCAAGUUACACAUCCAAGAGCUAAAGAACUUCAGGCCAAACGCGUCAUACAAUCCGAUGAACUAUGAUUCCAAAACAUCAAAACUCUCAAAAAUGAUAUCGAAACAAGAUAGUGUUCUUGGUAAAAGAAAGUUCCUCUCGCGGUGAUGUUUCGCUU